Olea europaea var. sylvestris is the source of this 2872-nucleotide messenger RNA. Its product is annotated as probable methionine--tRNA ligase. The record is from RefSeq and is a predicted model, not a curated record. Gene Ontology annotation, molecular function: tRNA binding; methionine-tRNA ligase activity; ATP binding. Gene Ontology annotation, biological process: methionyl-tRNA aminoacylation. The coding region runs from base 50 to 2470 and encodes 806 amino acids. The transcript has 17 exons. Gene Ontology annotation, cellular component: aminoacyl-tRNA synthetase multienzyme complex; cytosol. Lineage: Eukaryota; Viridiplantae; Streptophyta; Magnoliopsida; Lamiales; Oleaceae.
UGUCUUCUUUCGUUCAUUCAUUUGCCAGUCUGCAAACAAGCAUCCCAAUAUGGGCGAUCAAGCUCCUUCCGCCGCCGCCAAGAAGCUUCCGAUUCCUGGGAAGCGGAAUAUACUCAUCACAAGCGCGUUGCCUUAUGUCAAUAACGUGCCGCACCUCGGCAACAUCAUCGGAUGUGUAUUGAGUGCGGAUGUGUUCGCGAGGUACUGUAGAAAUAGAGGUUAUAAUGCGGUAUAUAUCUGCGGUACUGAUGAGUACGGGACAGCAACUGAGACUAAGGCGUUGGAGGAGAAAUGUUCUCCAAAAGAAAUUUGUGACAAAUAUCAUGCUAUUCAUAAAGAGGUAUAUAACUGGUUCAAUAUAAGCUUUGAUGAGUUUGGGCGCACGUCAAGUCCGCAGCAAACUGAAGUUUGCCAAGCAAUUUUCAAGAAGCUUUUGGAGAAUAACUGGCUUUCUGAAAACACAAUGCAGCAGCUCUACUGUGGUUCAUGCAAAAGAUUUUUGGCUGAUCGGCUUGUGGAGGGUAAUUGUCCAACCCCUGGCUGUAAUUAUGAUUCUGCACGUGGAGAUCAAUGUGAAAAGUGUGGGAAGCUUUUAAAUCCCACAGAAUUACUAGAGCCAAGAUGCAAGGUCUGUGGUAAUACUCCACGUAUCCAAGAUACAAACCACUUGUUUCUCGAGCUUCCUCUGCUGAAGGAUAAAUUAGAAGAAUACAUAAACAACAUGUCAGUGGCUGGAGGGUGGAGUCAAAAUGCCAUCCAAGCAACGCAUGCCUGGCUUAGAGAAGGGCUGAAACAGCGGUGUAUUACAAGAGAUUUGAAAUGGGGCGUUCCUGUUCCGCAUGAGAAGUUUAUGGACAAGGUAUUCUAUGUAUGGUUUGAUGCACCUAUUGGAUAUGUCUCAAUUACUUCAUGCUACACGCCCGAAUGGGAGAAAUGGUGGAAGAAUCCUGAAAAUGUAGAGCUUUAUCAAUUUAUGGGCAAGGAUAAUGUUCCUUUUCAUACUGUGAUGUUCCCAUCUACACUUAUUGGCACUGCUGAAAACUGGACUUUGAUGAAGACCAUCAGUGUUACAGAAUACUUGAAUUAUGAAGCAGGGAAAUUCUCGAAGAGCAAGGGUGUUGGCGUUUUUGGAAACGAUGCAAAAGACACAAACAUUCCUGUGGAAGUAUGGAGAUACUACUUGCUGACAAAUAGGCCAGAGGUAUCGGAUACUUUGUUCACUUGGACUGAUUUGCAAGCAAAGUUGAACAGUGAAUUGCUGAGCAAUCUAGGAAAUUUCAUUAAUCGAGUCUUAAGUUUCAUUGCGAAAGACCCAGGUUCAGGGUAUGGUUCCAUCAUUCCUGAUGCUCAGGGUGCAGAAUCUCAUCCAUUGACGAAAGUAUUGGGAGAGAAAGUCAGUAGUUAUGUUGAGCAGUAUAUUGAAGCAAUGGAGAAGGUGAAACUAAAGCAAGGCUUGAAGAUUGCUAUGCUUAUAUCUGGAGAAGGAAAUGCUUAUUUACAAGAAAGCCAAUUUUGGAAGCUUUACAAGGAGGACCGACCUUCCUGUUCUGUGGUUAUGAAAACAUCAGUUGGAAUAGUGUAUCUUCUCGCUUGUCUCUUAGAGCCUUUUAUGCCAUCUUUUUCCCUCGAGGUACUUAAACAGCUUAACUUGCCCCUUGAAAUGCAAAUUUCACUUUCUGAUGAAAAAGGUGAUGUUGAAAGGGCGAAAAGACCUUGGGAGAUCAUACCCGCAGGUCAUAAAAUUGGAACUCCAGCACCACUCUUCAGAGAACUGACAGAUAAAGAAGUUGAGUUCUUCAGAGAGAAAUUUGCGGGAAGUCAAGCUGAUAGGAUUGUAAAGGCAGAAGCUGAAGCAAAGAAACUUACUGAAAAAUUGAAGGGAACUAACAUCUCAGAUGGUAGUACUUCAAAGAAGGAUCGACCAAAAAAAUCUGCUGAAGCCAAACCCCAGGUUUCUGCCCCUGCCGAAGCUGGAAUUUCCAUUAGUAGAUUAGAUAUUCGUGUUGGUCUCAUUACGAAGGCCCAGAAACAUCCCGAUGCUGAUUCUUUGUAUGUGGAAGAGAUCGAUGUUGGUGAAGCACAGCCUCGCACUGUUGUUAGUGGCCUGGUUAAGUAUAUCCCUCUGGAAGAAAUGCAGAAUCGGAAAGUAUGCGUUCUUUGUAACCUGAAGCCAGCAGCCAUGAGGGGUAUAAAGUCCCAGGCAAUGGUCCUUGCUGCUUCUAAUAGUGAUCACACGAAGGUUGAAUUGGUUGAACCUCCCCAAGGUGCAGUCGUUGGUGAAAGAGUGACAUUCCCAGGAUUUGAAGGCACACCCGACGAGGUAUUGAACCCUAAAAAGAAGGUAUGGGAAACAUUGCAAGUCGAUUUGCAUAGUGACAAGGAGUUGGUGGCUUGCUACAAAGAUGUUCCCUUUACCACAUCUGCAGGUGUCUGCAAAGUUUCAUCGGUUCCUGAUGGAUCAAUAAGGUAAGAUUGGUCUUAAGGAACAUCUGGGUGGAACAAGACAAGGGAAAAAUGUGAGAUUUCCCCAAAUUGUUAUCAGAUGGUUAAACCAUUAUUCUCUUUCAUUUAUCCACUCAAGGGAAUCAAUUUUGCUUAAUGGAUACUUAUUUAAGGACAUUAAGUGUUGAUUGUGUUGUCUGAUCAAUGCAAAAGGGAUGAGAAUUCUGUCAAGAGUCUGAGGUUAUCUAGUAUAAGUUGAGUAAUAUUAUGAUUCUUAUGUAUUUUUGAGCAUUUGCUUGGGGACAUUUAGUGAGUACUGUUAUGAUUUCUAGUCACCCUCUGCUAUGAACUCAUUUUUGCUUUUGAUUUUACGUAUACACUUAUUAAUGGAUAAGUAAUUCCUUAGAGAAAAUUAGAUUAGUUUGAUAAA